Pseudocercospora fijiensis CIRAD86 is the source of this 1094-nucleotide messenger RNA. RefSeq lists its product as uncharacterized. Gene Ontology annotation, cellular component: membrane. The record is from RefSeq and is a predicted model, not a curated record. The transcript has 3 exons. Gene Ontology annotation, molecular function: signaling receptor activity. NCBI's taxonomy places the organism in Eukaryota, Fungi, Ascomycota, Dothideomycetes, Mycosphaerellales, Mycosphaerellaceae. Bases 127 to 1020 code for a protein of 297 amino acids.
CACAGCUCGACCUCCGCUCCGCACCUACCCUCAUCACAAUACAAUACAUGGAAACACUCGCGACAAAUGGCGUCAGCUCCUCGUCUUCGAAAUCCGCCCCCGCCAGACCCGCACAAAGGCACGGAAAUGGAGUCUCCCAGCGAUAAUACACCCCUUGUUCGCAAGUCAGGACGUCCGGUUCUGCUCUCAUUCGAUGAGAUGCCGGAAUGGUUUCGAGUCGAGUCCAACAAAUGGAUUCUCCGUGGCUACCGGCCCAUCUCAGGCUCGAUUCAAGUCUCAUUCAACAGUUGGACGUACCUCCACAACGAGUCAGCCAACAUCUACUCUCACCUACUUCCUGCUGUCUUCUUUCUGCUUGGCGAAUGGUAUAUCCAGCAGUAUCUGACCAACAGAUACUCACUUGUCACCGGAGCCGAUUUCAUUGCUUUCUCCAUUUUCAUGUUGGCAGCCGUGACGUGCCUGUCAUUGUCGGCAACAUAUCAUACGUUGUUGAACCACUCCCAGCACGUGGAGCAUUUCUGCCUGCGACUGGACAUGCUUGGUGUAGUCAUCUUCAUACUUGGCGACCUUAUCUUGGGAAUCUAUGUGGUUUUCUGGUGUGAACCCGUGCCACGCAAUAUCUACUGGUCUAUGAUUGCGCUUUUCGGAUCGUUGACUAUCUUCAUGACCAUGCACCCGAAGUUCCAAGGCGCCAAGUAUCGCUUUUUCCGAGCGAUGAUGUUCGUGGCGACUGGCUUAUGUGGUGUUGCACCUCUGAUACAUGGGAUAAAUGUAUUCGGCAUGACACAGAUGAUGAGAAAGGCUUUUCCCUAUACCAUGGCCAAAGCAGGUUGCCUUCUGUCCGGAACUGGUUUUUACGCAACCAGGUUUCCUGAAAGCUCAUACCCAGGCAAAUUCGACUUAUGGGGUUCUCACACGAUUUUCCAUGUGCUGGUGGUAUGCGCCGCUGUGGUCCAGUUGAUGGGAUAUUUGGAUGCCUACGAAUAUGCUCAGACAACUCUUACUUGCUCAUCUUCAUAGACUAUGUAUAUACAAGCUGAGAAUGGAGUUCGCGGCCUCCAGAUAGAGCUUCACAAUGCUAGAUAUACUCUCAC